CCAGGUCCAGAUAUCUUUUGUAUAUUUCACGGUAAGAAGUACAGUGCGGGAGACAGCUGGCACCCAUACCUUGAACCUCAAGGAGUCGUAUAUUGUAUACGCUGCAUGUGUUCCGAGAGCGGGAGUGUCACCUGCUACAAGAUAAAGUGUCCGGUCCUGCAAUGCAUCCACACUGUCACUGACCCGCAGCAGUGCUGCCCCAGAUGUGUAGAGACACCCUCCGGACUGCGAGCUCCGCCCAAAGUCUGCCAGCAUAACGGGACGACCUAC
This is a messenger RNA of Staurois parvus, 270 nucleotides long. The record is from the annotation of a GenBank genome assembly. Lineage: Eukaryota; Metazoa; Chordata; Amphibia; Anura; Ranidae.